ACUUUAACCCAACUUUUUGCGUAAUUUUAAAAGCAGUCGCUUAUAUCGUGUUACGUUAUAAUUUGCCUUGCCCAUGUGCAACCAGCUGAACCUGUUUAUCACUAGUAAUAGGCUACUGUAGGGCGGACCUUCGCAUGCGUUCCCUAUGUCACCGAUGCAAGUUGUGGAGAGAGAGAGAGAGAGAGCUACCUUGUGGACCCAAUAAAUACCUGAAGACUUUAGCAUUCAAAUGACUGACAAUAGGCUGUCUUGUGCGUUGGGGACAGAUCUGGUUUCAGUUAAUUUGACUGAAUUUCCAUUAAUCGAGUUUACCGUUAAAAGAGAAAAGGACUAGGCUAAGCUACAGUUAAUAAGCUAUCGGUCGUUGACAGGCUGCCAUCGCCUUGGUAAAAAACUCGGAUAAUGCCUGGUCAUAACGAUCAGAUGACAGUAACACGUGCUGUCAUAUCUUAUUGGCUCCGUUCCAAAUUUAAUACCGGAUUACAUUUUGCCCUGGCCGAAGUGACUUGUUAAUAAGAAAAACCGAACACAGAGUUUGUUUCUGCACUUUUAAAUCAACCAGAUUUCUAUAAAAAAUGGGAUCAAAAGGCAUCUUUUUACUUUUACUACUGGGCACGUUAAGUGCAUAUUAUGUUUACUUACCUAUUCCGGAUGAAAUAGAAGAGAGAUGGAAGUUGAUGGCCACAGACUGCUUUUUCAGAAGUCUCAGCCACCUGGCAGAACUAAGUGAGUUGCUGGGUCUGAAGGAUUACAUGGGGGUCAUGAUGUUCAUCACUUUCGUGGAGGAAGUGGUCCCAGUGUCAGAUGAGCAUGUACGCGUGACAAUGGAGGUGUUUGACGGGGUAGAGGUUGUGGUCUAUGAGCCGGGCCAGCAGGGCGGCAACGGGGAGCUGAAGAGGGCAGUUGUUUACCUGCAUGGCGGAGGAUGGUGUCUGGGAAGCGCAAGAAUGGGACCGUAUGAUCUUCUUGCCAGACAGAUGGUCAGCGAACUUAAUGCUGUUGUCGUGUCUGUGGAGUAUCGCCGGGCCCCAGAGCACCACUUUCCUGUCCCAUUUGAAGAUGUGUAUCGUGUUGUCAAGCACUUCCUUCAGGCAGAGGUUCUGGCCCAGUAUUCUGUGGACCCGGGCCGCAUUGCUGUGUCAGGGGAUAGUGCUGGGGGCAACUUGGCAGCUGCAGUUGCCCAACAGCUGGAGCAGGACCCUGAGCAGAAGGUGACCCUGAAGGCCCAGGCUCUGCUCUACCCUGUGCUGCAGGCCCUGGACCUCAACACGCCGUCAUACCAGCAGAACCGGGACAUGCCCAUCCUGCCUAAGACUCUGAUGGUGCGUUUCUGGAGCCAGUACUUCACCAGGGACCAGGCCCUGUUCCGCGCCAUGAUGGCCAACUCGCACAACAGCCUGGAGUCCGCCGGCCUGCUGAAGUUCGUCAACUGGAGCGCGCUCCUCCCCGAGAGCUUACACGGGCCGUAUGAAUACAGCGCCCCCGUGGCGGGGAGCUCGGACCCAUCCCGCGCCGCGGCGGCCAUCGCCGACCCCCGGGCCUCCCCGCUGCUGGCCCCGGACUCCGCGCUGCGGCCCCUGCCCAAGACCUACGUGCUCACGGGCGAGUACGACGUGCUGCGGGACGACGGGUUCAUGUACGUGACGCGCCUGCAGAGGGCCGGCGUGGACGUCACGCACGAACACUACGCCGCCGGCUUCCACGGCGCGCUGAUGUUCACCGUGUGGCCCACCGACUUUGCCAUUGGCCACAGGAUGAUGGACAAUUACAUCCACUGGCUAAAGCAAAACUUGUAGGCCGCCGCCCCCUUCCUGUUACCAGUGGCAACUUGCCGGUUCUGUAAGAACGCAUAUAUUCUUUGUUCAUGAGCUCUAUUUGUUCCGUCUUUUUGGUAACUGUUUUUGUUCGCGCUUUCAUUUUUGAAAGUGGGCACGCCUCUGAGGGUUCUCAUUGUACAUCGUUAAUAUAUUGUGUCUGUUACAGAUUUCUUUAAUGCUGUAUUAUGAAUGUUUAUCCAUUUGCAGUAUAUAAUUACAAAUGAAUGGUAUGCAGUAUUUAACCAAGUUGGAGACAUUUCUUAUCAAAAAUGAAAGAUGAACAGGAAAUGGUCAAUCAUCAAGCCAAGUUUUCAGGAUUUUUUUUUUAAGGGCAAUUGUUCAUCUGGUGAAGUGCAUCAAAUCUGUGUCUGCAUGUGAAAUCUGUUUCACACAACAUGGCAGUACAGUGUCUACUGUUGAAAAACAUACAUGCAUAACCAUGAUUGGGUCUUUUGUUGCCUCUGGCUAUUAUGUGCAUUACACAAGAAUUAUUAGUUAAAUGGCUGAAAAAAAGUGAUACCCUCUCACACACAUGAAGGAUUGCAUCAGUUUUGUGACGCUUUUGCAGCAGGAGUCUUGUCACUCAGCAGAGAAGGAUCCCAUUCUAGCACAGUGGAUUAAAAAAGACACCCAAAGGCGGUGGCCGUGGCAUUGAGCUCCAGCAUGUCCGUAUCUCUCCCUCUCUGAAGGCCAGCCUGCCUCCCCAGGACUGCAGCGGUCACCCUCGCUUCAGGGGCCACAUCCAGAGAGCAGCAGACCGCUCUGCGCUGACUCCGCUUUCUCUUACAUCCAUACCUCUUUGCUCUACACAUUUUGAUGGAAUUUUUCAUUUCUAUGGCUCUUUGAGAAUAAAACGACCCUACCUUUCAUAGCCUCAUUUGUCUGGGUGUAAGGCUGUGAAACUGCAUUGCCAAAGGCUUUUUACAGAAAUCGUAUAUUUGUUUUUGCCAGGGGUCAGGAAAUGAAUGUCAGCAUGAAAAAAAGAGCCAAUUCUGUUUCUAAAUUAGUGGGUGCAUUUUAAAUAGAAAUGGGUUGAACUCUCAUUUCAGUCCCUUGUGUUAAAACAGAGGUGCAUACUGUAUAUUUAAGGCCUUCUGUAACUACAUUCAUGGACUGCCAGCCCUCAAUGUAAUUAGUAAAGAUAAGGCUUAACGAUUCAAACAUUACAUUUAUAUUGCCUUCAUCAGUGAAAUGGUGUUUUAUGCUGAUGGCAGUAAUAUACCUACUGUAACUCUAUAGCAUUGGGAAGCUAAUUAGAUUAAGUAGGAGGCACAGGUUUCAUUAUUGGUUUAAAUUAGUUAAAUUCAAUAAUGCUGGUACAAACCUAGGCAUUCACAUGUUGUUGCCUACACAGACAUAUCUUUUUUCCACACCCCAGGAAUACCGUUUCCCAUAGCAUGUUCCUAUGCAUGUGCACACUUAGACACUUCCUUAAGUGAAGGAUCAUGGUAAUCUAGUCUUCAGAGCAUGCUAGUGCACUGCAUAACUACAGUUUACAGUUUACAGCUACGCAGCUUAGCCUCAGCUUACUGUGAAAGAUCAAAAUAUUAUCGUUGUAUUGUUUCAGUAAGAGUAAGUUUGUAUUGUACCUACUAUGUGGCUAUUUUCUGGCAAAAGAAAUGAAUUGUAUGUUUUAUCAAUAUUUACUAUGAAAAAUGUAUAUGUAUACUAAAGUAAAACUUAUCAGCCGAACCUGCAUGUAUCUGACAUUUCCAUAUGGACUCCCAGGACUCCAUAAAUCUCAGAAGGUGUGAGCCAUUCACAAGAUGCUACUGAACUCAACAUAGUUCAGUGACUUACUCAAUCCCAGUAAUGUCUAGAGUGCAAGCCGCACCACCAUUUCCUUGAGCACCUGCGCCCUUCUAUUACGUUACAUACCCUCUGUUUGCUUAGAGCCCUUGUCUGCCACAAGUACACACUGUGGAGAGUUAGUGUGCUGGAAAUUCAGGUUUGCAUGCCGUUUCCACAUGAGUCGUGAGUUCGCUCAGGCCAAAAUCAGCCAAAAUGUUAAAUUAUAGUGUAUGCAUGCUCUGCAAGGUGAUGAUCUGUAUAAACACAUCAUGUAUGUUUCAGUUGGCUGGAACUGCUGCCUUCAACUGAAACCUGUCCUUGCUGAGUUGAUGUGAUUGGCUACAUUUUGAAAGCAGGUGCAUUUAUGGCUUUGAAUUGCACUUCUUACAUUAGGUUUAUAACAGAGAUUUAAACUCCCAUGUGAGGCUGCUGGGGUUGUAUCUCUCUGGGAUAACAACCAAGAAGACAAUGGACAGCAAGAAAUCCCAUGACAGUUUUUUCGCUUUCAAGAAUGCUGGUUUGUCUUUCCAUAUGUGAUGGAAGGAAAGAUCAGUUUCCAGUUGCUCAUAAAGAGGAACUUUUCUGAUGACCUGAUGAGGUCUCCUGUAGAGGAACUCUAGGCUCCAUCUUCAUGAUGAGUUUACAUAACCAAUAAAUGUGCACCUAUUUUGAA
Molecule: messenger RNA, 4281 nt
Organism: Anguilla anguilla (European eel)
Lineage: Eukaryota; Metazoa; Chordata; Actinopteri; Anguilliformes; Anguillidae
Gene: aadac
Product: arylacetamide deacetylase
Exons: 5
Coding region: 576-1796 (406 amino acids)
Cellular component (GO): membrane
Molecular function (GO): carboxylic ester hydrolase activity
Source: RefSeq, a predicted model, not a curated record